This is a messenger RNA of Hippocampus comes (tiger tail seahorse), 2481 nucleotides long. RefSeq names its product integrator complex subunit 11 (gene ints11). Bases 162 to 1964 code for a protein of 600 amino acids. Gene Ontology annotation, biological process: snRNA processing. The record is from RefSeq and is a predicted model, not a curated record. The transcript has 17 exons. NCBI's taxonomy places the organism in Eukaryota, Metazoa, Chordata, Actinopteri, Syngnathiformes, Syngnathidae. Gene Ontology annotation, molecular function: RNA endonuclease activity. Gene Ontology annotation, cellular component: nucleus.
ACCAGUGUCUUUGAACAAUUGACUCUAUGAGAGCGAAAUCCAUAAAAUUGCACAAAUUUACAGUACUAAAACAAGAAGCAAUUCACUUGAAAUGACUACGUGUUUGUAAUCAGAAGUUCGGAUCGCUUUCGUAAUUUAGCUUCAAAGAAAAGGGCAAUAAAAUGCCCGAAAUAAAAGUAACACCGCUGGGUGCUGGACAAGAUGUUGGACGCAGCUGCAUCAUCGUCUCCAUCGGAGGCAAAAACAUCAUGCUGGAUUGCGGCAUGCACAUGGGAUACAAUGACGAUAGACGCUUCCCAGACUUCUCGUACAUCGUUCAGAAUGGGAGGUUGACAGACUUUUUGGAUUGUGUCAUCAUCAGCCAUUUCCACUUGGACCACUGUGGCGCUCUGCCCUACAUGAGCGAGAUGGUGGGAUAUGACGGGCCCAUCUACAUGACGCAUCCUACCAAGGCCAUCUGCCCCAUCCUGUUGGAGGACUUCCGCAAGAUUACAGUAGACAAGAAGGGAGAGACCAACUUCUUCACCUCACAGAUGAUCAAGGACUGCAUGAAGAAAGUCAUCCCACUGAACCUGCACCAGACUGUCCAGGUGGAUGAUGAAUUGGAGAUUAAGGCAUACUACGCUGGCCAUGUUCUGGGCGCUGCCAUGGUGCACAUCAAAGUAGGCUCGGAGUCGGUGGUCUACACUGGCGACUACAACAUGACACCAGACAGACAUUUGGGUGCCGCUUGGAUCGACAAGUGCCGUCCAGACAUUCUCAUCUCAGAGUCAACUUAUGCCACCACCAUACGGGACUCCAAGAGGUGCAGAGAGAGAGAUUUCCUGAAGAAAGUUCACGAAUCCAUAGAACGAGGAGGAAAGGUUCUCAUCCCGGUGUUUGCCCUUGGAAGAGCCCAAGAACUUUGCAUUCUUUUGGAAACAUUUUGGGAGAGAAUGAACUUGAAGGCUCCCAUUUACUUCUCCACGGGGCUGACUGAGAAAGCCAAUCAUUAUUACAAGCUGUUCAUCACGUGGACCAACCAGAAGAUCAGGAAAACAUUUGUGCAGAGGAACAUGUUUGAAUUCAAGCACAUCAAAGCCUUUGACCGCUCGUAUGCCGACAACCCAGGACCAAUGGUGGUGUUUGCAACGCCAGGAAUGCUGCACGCCGGACAGUCGUUGCAGAUCUUCAAGAAAUGGGCUGGCAAUGAGAAGAACAUGGUCAUCAUGCCAGGCUACUGCGUACAAGGAACAAUUGGACACAAGAUCCUGAAUGGACAGAGGAAAUUGGAGAUGGAGGGCAGAGCAACCUUGGACGUGAAGCUGCAGGUGGAGUACAUGUCCUUCAGCGCCCACGCCGACGCCAAGGGCAUCAUGCAGCUCAUCCGCAUGGCUGAACCUCGCAACAUGCUGCUGGUGCACGGCGAAGCCGUCAAGAUGGAGUUCCUCAAGGGCAAGAUCGAGCAGGAGUUCAGUAUCGACUGCUACAUGCCGGCUAACGGUGAGACAACAACAGUGACGACAAAUCCCAAAGUUCCAGUUGAUAUGUCACUGAACCUUCUCAAGAGGGAAAUGGCACUAGGCGGGCCUUUACCUGAUCCCAAAAAACCCCGCAUCAUGCAUGGAACCCUCAUCAUGAAAGAUAAUAGUCUCAAACUGGUGUCAUCGGAGCAAGCCCUGAAGGAGCUCGGACUCAACGAGCAUCAGCUCCGAUUCACGUGUCGCGUGCAGCUCCACGACCCGCACAGUGACCCUGACACGCUUCGAAGAAUAUACACGCACCUCAAGAGUGUCUUAAAGGGGUACGCCAUCCAGCACCUUCCCGAUGGUACUGUCAUGGUGGAGUCCAUCGUCAUCAAAGUGUCAUCUUCACCAGAGGAAGCUAACACAAAGGUCAUCCUGCUUUCCUGGAGUUAUCAGGAUGAAGACCUUGGUAGCUUCCUUUCAACUCUGCUGAAAAAAGGGCUCCCAUCUGGACUUUGAUUGAAUGACUAAUGAGGGGUGUGGCGCUUUUUUGGUUUAAUUUAAAGAACUGGUGGGCCACAAAUGACUACUGGUAAGUUAAACUGUGUACAGAUAAUUAUAUGAUUUGUCAAUGUUUCACAACUUCAACAUAAUUUUAGUUGGCAAGCUAUAGAAAUGCUCAGAUUCUUUGUUUCCUAGUCAUGUGCAGCUUUCUUUUACGAGGCAGAAUGUGUCCGCCACAAUUACAUGUUUUUGUCACGCUCAUUAUGUUAUUUUGAUGGAACACAGGAGAGAGUGGAUAAAGAGGAGAGGCAACAGUCCUAUAUCAUGAUGUUCAUUUAUACCCAUUAAUUCAUAACCUGUUGGUCAGAAAUUGAAAGAAGCAUUGUUUUGAAUCACUGUUGCGACAGUCGGUUUUUAUUUACCUCUACUGUAUUUAUUGCCAAUCUGUAACUUACCAACUUUGGUUUUGCUUUCUUUUCUAACUCUGUCGCACUUGGAGAUUCUCAAAUAAAAAGUGCAUUACCAAAUUAAA